Molecule: messenger RNA, 1824 nt
Organism: Pseudo-nitzschia multistriata
Lineage: Eukaryota; Bacillariophyta; Bacillariophyceae; Bacillariales; Bacillariaceae
Source: the annotation of a GenBank genome assembly
UAUCAAAGUAGAUUGCCACGACGAAAGAAAGACAGAUAGAAAGAGCCCAAWAGCGACAGACUAGAAAGCAGCGAAAUCGAKAAAUUUCGUGACUGGUACUUUUAGAUCGCUUUUCUUUCGGGACAGAACAGAAACAGGGAGAACGAAGCCGAUCACCACAAAACGAUCAUAACCGUCAUCUGUCGAAACACWCUGUURGCAGUCCCAGGAUGAUCGUCUCUUGGUCGGCGGUGAUAGCAUCAUUGCUGCUAUUCCUUUUCAUUUGCUCCUCGGGUGUSCAUCCUUGUUUGGGAGACAAUAGCGAAGACUCGAUCGUGGAAAAAUGGAAGGCUACCGUCCCUUCCACACGAUCCCAGCGAUUUCCGUCUAUCGAAUCUCGGAUCAAAUUGUACCUGUCCAAUUGGUAUUCCCCGCCGUGCAAAGACGAUCUCGRUGGCUUUAUCCAGUACUCUCUUGGCGGUUSGGAUACAAAUACCACUUCUAAUASUGCGAAAAGAUGGCCGACACUGGAAGUAGCCGGGCUGAAGGACCACCCCACUGUCAACCAAACGAUGCGAAUAAUGUCUAAUAUUCAGAGCAUCGUCGAACCCGAUAUGCUCUUUUUCAUGGACAAGGAAACAAUUGUCAAUUGUGCUAAUUUUUCUUACGACGAAGAAUGGGGGGAACAAACCAACGACCCRUAUCGGGAACGCAUAAAAUUUCGUCACAACAUGAGAAUGUACUGUGAAGACGUGGAAGGCUUGCUCAUGCCAGCCUGGGACCAUAUUCAGUGGGAAGAGAAGGAUGCCGRCAAAGACUAUCUCCCCCCUCCCGUUCUGAUUCAGUUCGGAGACAACAAACAGUCGCACGUCUUCAAGGACGUACAGGUUCCGCACAUCAAAAAGUUUCGGUCUGCAGCACUAACACCAAACGAUUUAGAGGCYGUCACAUCGAAAGACUGCUAUUCCUCCAGAGGCGAGGGCAUCCGCGAGGCUUUGAACUCSGCUCACGGUACWCARCGCUUCCAACCGAUCGUCUGGAAGUUGGCAACGGAUCGCCACUUCAAAAAACUUAAAGACGUUUAUCGAUACGACACCCAGUGGUCCCACAAAAAGGACCAAGCCGUCUUUCGGGGCCAGCUGACGGGUUCUCGGGAUGGAUACAACAAAUACAAGAGCGACGACGAGAACUGCUACAAUAUGAAGCGCUGCCGCUUGGUGUACAACCACGCCAACUCRACGCUAAUCCAUGCCCGGUUGACUUCGACGCGGGGGAGGCUUCCCGACGUUUUGAAUGGCGUCGAACUCUUGGCCGACAAGGUAAAGAUUGAUUCGUURCUGGAAUACAAGGGCAUCAUUAUGAUCGAGGGGAACGAUGUGGCCUCYGGGCUCAAGUGGGCUCUCCUGUCACAGUCUAUCGUGUUGAUGCCGAUUCCCAAACACACCUCGUGGUGCAUGGAAGAACUCUUAGAGCCCUGGGUUCACUACGUCCCUCUGGACGACUAUGCCACCAACGUAGAGGAACGCAUGCAGUGGGUGAUCGACCACGAYGAGGAGGCCCGGCGGAUAUCAGAACGAGCGACCCUGUGGAUGGAAGACCUGGUCUUUCAUCCCGAYGCCGCGGAGGACGAUCGGCUGAUCCAGGAAGAACUCUUGCGGCGCUACAAGGCACACUUUUUGGAAGCGGGUGACGCCGAGGUACCGUAGGCGAUUCAUACGUGAUAUUACAUGCUGAUCUCCUGGGUUCGAUGCUACAGAUUCGUGGGCGGGCUCUAUUGUAAUAAUAAGGAUGUAAAAAUACUUCUAAUGCACGGUAUUAUGUACUAUAUAAAAUAACAGAGGAGUG